AAAAAAAUUAUAACGACCAAAUAAAUAAGUUAACACAAGUAAUCUGUAAUGAAGCUAAUUAGUAAAAUUUAAACAUAUGACUGCAUAGCAACUCUUGACAUGUCAUACUAAACCAAACAGUACAUCAGAGUCUUUUAAAAACAUCCUUUGAAUUGACCAAGUAGGCAGCCACCAACAGCAGCAGCCAAAGUCCAAAACCCACAGAAACCCUUAUUUCUCUCCUGAAUGGCCUCUCACUGCCACCACCAAACCCCUCCUCCCACCACCACUCACUGUUACUGCCACUGCUACAACCCUUCUUACACCUGCUGCACACCCCUUUCAAAUCCACCCCAACACCACCUUCUACAAGCCAUUGCUUCACUCCUCUCUCAACCUCAACCUCAACCUCAACCACACCCUACUCCAAUUCCCAUUCCCAUUCCCAUUCCCACUCAACACUACACCAAAUCUUCCACUCACACUCAAAACCACCACUUUCAACACCAACAUCAACCCCAUUCCACCAUCUCCUCCCUCCUCCACCGCAUCGAAUCCCUCGAAGCCUCUCUCAACCACUACACCCGCCACUCCCUCCGCCACGCCGCUGCUCGCGUCAUCCAAACCCACUUUCGCUCCUUCCUCGCUCGCCGAUCAAGAACCCUAACCCACCUCAAACACCUCGCUUCCAUCAAAUCCACCCUCAACGCUCUCAAGUCCUCACUUUCCGACCACACUCAUGUCGAUUUCGCAUCCCUUUCCCUCAAAGCCGUGAACUUGCUCCUCGAACUCGACUCCAUUCAGGAUUGUGAUCCAAUGAUUGUGGAUGGGAAAAGAUCGAUUAGCAGAGAUUUGGUUCGGUUUUUGGACUCAAUUGAAGAGGUUGCUUUGAAAAGGCACGUGCUUUGUGUAAGAGAAGCAAAGACUGUGAGGUCUGGUAAGAAAGUUCUUCACAAACCAAGAAAUUCUGGUGAUGAUGAGAGAAGGAAGCUAUUGCAGAAUUUGAGGGGUAGGGUUGAGAAGCUUAGUAAAUUGUGUAAGGUUUCUGCUGAUCAUGAAGAGGAUUCAGGGUCUGAGGAGGGAAUUCAUGAUGGUGGUGAUGAUGGGGCAAGAGUAACCAAUGUUUUGAUUGGUGGAAGGAAUGAGGUGUCCCCAAACAAGAACGGGGUCCUCCUUCAUAGGCAAGGGGUUCAGCCUAGAGUGAAGAAGAGUGUGAGGUUUGCAGAGAAUGGGAAUAUUUAUGAGGUUUAUAAUAGUGGGGAUGUGACUUGUUCAGAUGGAACUUGUUCAUCUAGUGAUGAGCAAGGAGAGGUUUUGGAGAAUGUGGGUGGUGCAGUUGAUGAUGGUGUGGAUUCUUCUCAGGGUGCUGAGGACGAUGAGGAAGUGCUGGUGGUGGAGAGUGGAGCAUUGCCGCGAAGCAGUGAUGAUGGGGAGAGGAAUACUAGAAUUAUUCUUGAAAAUGAUGGCAGAAAUGUGGUGAAAGGACAGCUUCAAGCAAACCAAGAGAGGCUCCUGUUCUCUGCUCCAUUGCCUCUUAAGAUGGAAAACAGAAGUGGUUUGAAGAAGAGUAAAGGUGUGAAAAUUUUGACGUGAAGGACCAUGGCAUGGAUCAUGUAAGACUGAGUUUCUGUUUGAUUUGUAUUGUUUAAUUGUAAUCUAGGAGAAUUUGAUUGGACUUCAGAUUGGUAGAGUUCUUUUGAGUGUCUAACUGGUUGUUGGUUCUGAUAAAAGUCAAUGAAGUUUUAAGGGACUGAUAAGAAAA
Messenger RNA from Cajanus cajan (pigeon pea), 1741 nucleotides. Its product is annotated as calmodulin-binding protein-like protein. Gene Ontology annotation, biological process: protein folding. Lineage: Eukaryota; Viridiplantae; Streptophyta; Magnoliopsida; Fabales; Fabaceae. The record is from RefSeq and is a predicted model, not a curated record. Gene Ontology annotation, cellular component: plasmodesma.